UCGGCCACCUGCGCCGCCGCCGCCGCCGCCGCCCGGCCCUGCUCCAGGAAUCUUCCCGACCCGCAGGGCCCCGCAGAUGUCGCUGGGAAAGUGAUGAUCCAGGCAGGACCGGGCUGCCCCCACAGGACAGAGAAAUGGAGGCCAACGACCAUUUUAACUUUACUGGCCUUCCCCCUGCACCUGCUGCCUCAGGACUGAAACCCUCCCCCUCCUCAGGGGAGGGCCUCUACACUAACGGGUCUCCCAUGAACUUCCCCCAGCAAGGGAAAAGUUUGAAUGGGGAUGUGAAUGUUAAUGGCUUAUCUACUGUAUCUCACACUACUACUUCAGGGAUUUUGAACUCUGCUCCCCACUCCUCCAGCACCUCACACCUCCAUCACCCCAACGUGGCCUACGACUGUCUCUGGAACUACUCACAGUACCAACCCGCCAAUCCUGGCAGCAACCUCAAGGACCCACCCCUUCUCUCCCAGUUCUCGGGGGGACAAUACCCACUCAAUGGUAUUCUUGGAGGCAACCGACAGCCUUCAUCCCCAAGUCACAACACUAACCUUCGGGCUGGGAGCCAAGAGUUCUGGGCCAACGGUACCCAGAGUCCCAUGGGGCUUAACUUCGACUCACAGGAACUGUAUGAUUCCUUUCCUGACCAGAAUUUUGAGGUGAUGCCCAAUGGACCCCCUAGUUUUUUCACCUCCCCACAGACUUCUCCCAUGUUGGGCUCCAGCAUCCAGACUUUUGCGCCCUCCCAGGAGGUAGGCAGUGGUAUUCAUCCUGAUGAGGAGGCAGAAAAGGAGCUGACUUCAGUUGUGGCAGAGAAUGGCACUGGCUUGGUAGGCAGCCUGGAGCUGGAAGAAGAGCAGCCAGAAUUGAAGAUGUGUGGCUACAAUGGCUCCAUCCCUUCUGUGGAAUCAUUACACCAAGAAGUCUCAGUCUUGGUCCCUGACCCCACAGUGAGCUGCUUAGAUGAUCCUUCACAUCUUCCUGAUCAACUGGAAGACACUCCAAUCCUCAGUGAAGUCUCUCUGGAGCCCUUUAACACCCUGGCACCAGAGCCAGUAAGUGGAGGACUCUAUGGUAUAGACGAUACGGAGCUGAUGGAUGCAGAGGACAAGCUGCCUCUUGAGGACAGCCCUGUGAUCUCUGCCCUUGAUUGUCCUUCCCUCAAUAAUGCCACUGCCUUCAGUCUCCUGGCAGAUGACAGUCAAACUUCAGCCUCUAUUUUUGACAGCCCCACCUCUCCACCCGUCCUUGGGGAGUCUGUCCUGCAAGAUAACGGCUUUGACCUGAAUAAUGGUAGUGAUGCAGAACAAGAAAUGGAGACUCAGGCGGCUUCAGACUUCCCACCACCUCUGACCCAGCCAGCCCCUGACCGUUCAUCCACUAUUCAGCUACAUCCAACAACCUCACCAGCAGUCUCAGCAACAGCCUCCCCAGCAAUCUCCUUGGCAGUUUGUCCAACAGCCUCCCCAGAUAUCUCUCCAGAAGUCUCCCCAGCAGCCUCCCCGGAAAUCUCCCCAGCAGCCUUCCCAACAGUCUCUCCAGCUUCCUCACCAGCCUUCCCACCAAUCUCCUCAGAAGUUUCCCUGCCGGCCUCACCAGUGACCUCCCCGAAAGCAUCCACCGAGGCUUCCCCUGCAGCUGUCUUCCCAACAGCCUCCCCAGCAAAUAAGGACGUGAGCAGCUUCCCUGAAACCACUGCUGACUUGGAAGAGGUCCCUGGAGAAGGAGUAACUACUUCUGCUGGUGGUGAUGUUCUAAGGAGAAGAAUUGCUACCCCAGAAGAAGUUCGUCUUCCCCUCCAACAUGGGUGGCGGAGAGAGGUGCGAAUCAAGAAGGGCAGCCACAGAUGGCAGGGGGAGACCUGGUAUUAUGGUCCCUGUGGGAAGAGGAUGAAACAGUUCCCAGAAGUGAUCAAGUACCUGAACCGCAACGUGGUACACAGUGUCCGCCGUGAGCACUUCAGCUUCAGUCCCCGUAUGCCUGUUGGAGAUUUCUUUGAAGAGAGAGACACACCAGAGGGCUUGCGGUGGAUACAGCUGUCAGCAGAGGAGAUCCCAUCUAGGAUUCAGGCAAUUACUGGGAAACGGGGCCGACCUCGAAACACUGAGAAUGCCAAGACCAAGGAAGUUCCCAAGGUGAAACGGGGCCGAGGUCGGCCACCCAAGGUCAAAAUCACUGAGCUAUUGAAUAAGACAGACAACCGCCUCCUAAAGAAACUGGAGGCCCAAGAAGCACUGAAUGAGGACGAUAAAGCAAAGAUGAAUAAAAUCAAGAAGAAGAUGAAGCAGAAGGUACAGCGUGGAGAGUGUCAGACUACUACCCAAGGGCAGGCCAGAAACAAGCGGAAACAAGAGACCAAGAGCUUAAAGCAGAAGGAAGCUAAGAAGAAAUCCAAGGCUGAGAAGGUAAAGACAAAGCAGGAAAAACUGAAGGAAAAGGUCAAGAGGGAGAAGAAGGAGAAGGUGAAAACGAAGGAAAAGGAGGAGGUGGCCAAAGCCAAGCCAGCCUGUAAAGCAGAUAAAACACAGGUCAUGCAGAGGUGCUUGGAGGAGCGGCAGAGGCAGCAGAUGAUCUUGGAGGAGAUGAAGAAGCCCACAGAGGAUAUGUGUCUGACUGACCACCAGCCUCUGCCUGACUUCUCACACAUCCCUGGUCUGAUCCUGCCUAGUGAGGCCUUCUCAGACUGCUUGACCAUUGUGGAGUUCCUGCACAGCUUCGGCAAGGUGCUGGGCUUUGAUCCUGCCAAAGAUAUACCUAGUUUAGGGGUCCUGCAAGAGGGACUCCUGUAUCAAGGCGACAGCGUGGGCGAGGUGCAAGAUCUGCUGGUGCGGCUCCUGAAGGCUGCACUCUACGAUCCUGGCUUGCCCUCCCACUGUCAGUCCUUAAAGAUCUUGGGGGAAAAGGUGUCGGAGAUCCCACUGACGAGAGACAAUGUAUCUGAGAUCCUGCGCUGCUUCCUCAUGGCAUAUGGAGUGGAGCCAGUCCUCUGUGACAGCCUGCGCACCCAGCCUUUUCAGGCCCAGCCACCCCAACAGAAAGCUGCUGUCCUGGCCUUCCUUGUACAUGAGCUCAAUGGCUCUACCCUCAUCAUCAAUGAGAUUGACAAGACUCUGGAGAGUAUGUCCAACUACAGGAAAAACAAGUGGAUUGUAGAAGGCCGGCUCCGGAGACUGAAAACUGCUCUGGCCAAGCGAACUGGGCGGACUGAAGUAGAGAUGCAGGGGCUAGAGGAAGGCCUAGGGCGGAGGCGCAGCUCUCGGAUCAUGGAGGAGACUAGUGGCAUGGAAGAGGAAGAAGAGGAGGAGAGUACAGCAGCUGUCCAUGGCCGUAGGGGUCGAAGAGAUGGAGAGGUUGAUGUCACAGCAUCUAGCAUCCCAGAGCUAGAACGCCAGAUAGAAAAACUCAACAAGCGUCAGCUCUUCUUUCGAAAAAAGUUGCUUCACUCAUCCCAGAUGCUUCGGGCAUUCUCCUUGGGUCAGGACCGUUACAGACGCAGCUACUGGGUGUUGCCCUAUUUGGCUGGUAUCUUUGUGGAAGGAACAGAGGGGAGCUUAGUUCCUGAGGAUAUGAUAAAGCAGGAAACUGACUCCUUAAAAGUGGCCUCCCACUCAGCGCCCAGCCCAGCCCCCUUUUCUCUGAAGAGGGAAUUAGCUGGCUCCAGCACCUCUGCCAGUUCUCCUGCCCGGGCCCGAGGCCGACCUCGGAAAACUAAGCCUGAGUCUAUGCAACCUAGGCACCUUAAAUCUCCUGUCAGCUGUCAGGCUUCAGAAGAGCCCCAAGUCCAACUUCAGCCCGAGACUCAACCCUACCCUCCACUUGAGGCUUAUGCCCAACCCCAGCUUCAGUCCCAACCUCUAACCCAUAAUGGGUUCCUGGAGCCAGAAGGCUCCCUUUUGUCUCUGGGUCAGAGCCAGCAUGACCUCAGCCAGUCAGCCUUCCUGUCUUGGCUGAGCCAGACUCAGAGCCACGGCUCCCUGCUGAGCAGCUCAGUCCUCACACCUGAUAGCAGCCCUGGAAAACUGGAUCCGACCACAUCACAGCCUCUGGAGGAGCCAGAGUCUGAAGAGGCAGAAUCCAGCCCUGACUCUCAAACCCCCUGGUGUAACUUCUCAGCCCAGAUGCUCUGCAAUGCUGCCCCUACACCACCCCCUGCAGUUUCUGAGGACCAGUCCACUCCCUCCCCUCAGCUACCUAUCUCCUCCAAGCCAGUGAACAGACCCAGUGCUGCCAGCCCCUGUUCUCCAGUGCAGCGCUCUUCCACCCCCUUGCCUGGGGUGGCUCCUAAGAGGCGAACAGGAGACCCUGGCGAAACACCACAGAGUCCCAAAGGGCUGGGACAACCAAAACGGAGAGGGAGACCUCCCAGCAAGUUCUUCAAACAGGUGGAACAGCGUUACCUAAACCAGCUGACAGCCCAGCCUGUUCCUCCUGAGAUGUGCUCAGGCUGGUGGUGGAUCCGAGAUCCUGAGACAUUGGAUGCCACGCUCAAGGCCCUGCACCCACGAGGCAUCCGGGAGAAGGCCCUUCACAAACACCUCACUAAGCACAGGGACUUCUUGAAGGAAGUCUGCCUGCGGCCCUUAACUGAUUCCAUCUUUGAGCCCAGUCAGUUAUCUGCUUUUCAAGAAGGGAUGAUGAGCUGGUCCCCCAAAGAGAAGACGUAUGAGACAGACCUGGCUGUGCUGCAGGGGGUAGAGGAGCUGGAACAGCGGGUCAUCCUGUCUGACCUGCAGAUUCGGGGCUGGACAUGUCCUAGCCCAGACUCUAUUCGCGAAGACUUGGCCUACUGUGAGCAUCUGCCUGACUCCCAGGAGGAUAUCACCUGGAGAGGUCGAGGCAGGGAAGGACUCGCGCCCCAGCGUAAAACCACCAACCCUCUGGACCUGGCUGUGAUGCGCCUGGCCGCCCUGGAGCAGAAUGUGGAGCGGCGGUACCUACGGGAGCCCCUCUGGCCCGCUCAUGAGGUUGUGCUAGAGAAGGCCCUGCUCAGCACACCCGGUGCUGCCCCUCAGGGCACCGCUGCAGAGAUAUCAUAUGAGAUCACCCCUCGCAUUCGGGCCUGGCGCCAGACACUUGAGCGGUGUCGGAGUGCAGCGCAGGUGUGCUUGUGCCUGGGCCAGCUGGAGAGGUCCAUUGCCUGGGAGAAGUCCGUCAACAAAGUGACCUGUCUGGUGUGCCGGAAAGGUGACAACGAUGAGUUUCUUCUGCUUUGUGACGGGUGUGACCGUGGCUGCCACAUAUACUGCCAUCGGCCCAAGAUGGAAACUGUUCCAGAGGGUGAUUGGUUCUGUGCUGUCUGUUUGGCCCAGCAGGUAGAAGGAGAAUUCACUCAGAAGCCUGGCUUCCCAAAAAGAGGCCAGAAGCGGAAAAGUACUUAUGUGCUGAACUUCCCGGAGGGUGAUGGCCGCCAGCGCCGUGUGCUGUCGAGGGGCCGAGAAAGCCCAGCAGUGCCUCGGUACUCGGAGGAAGGGCUGUCCCCGUCGAAGCGGCGUCGGCGGAACCAUCACAGUGAUCUCACAUUUUGCGAGAUUAUCUUGAUGGAGAUGGAGUCCCAUGAUGCAGCCUGGCCUUUUCUGGAGCCUGUGAACCCACGUUUGGUGAGUGGGUACCGGCGCAUUAUCAAAAACCCCAUGGAUUUUUCCACCAUGCGGGAGCGGCUGCUCCGAGGAGGGUACACCAGCUCGGAGGAGUUUGCGGCUGAUGCGCUUCUGGUCUUUGACAACUGCCAGACCUUCAAUGAGGAUGACUCUGAAGUGGGAAAGGCUGGGCACAUCAUGCGACGCUUCUUUGAGAGCCGCUGGGAGGAGUUUUAUCAGGGAAAACAGGCCGAUCUGUGAGGCAGAGGCGGUGGGAGUCACUGUGGCCUCUCCCCGCGCCUCCAAACAAAAACCUGCCAUUCUCACCUGCUGACGCUGCCCUGGGUCUCGACUCAAAUCUGAGAUAUAUAUAUGUAUAUGUAUAUAUAUGUACAUAUAUAUAUACAUGUCUGAUAUUUGACUCCACCUUUGGCAGCACCCUACAUCCUCUUAUCCCUGUACCCCUUCUCCCUUUCCUCCUCUUGCUCCUCAAAUAAGAGGGGCAGAAAUGAGGUCCUUCUGGGCUGAAAGCCAAAAAAAGAAAGAAAAAAAUAAUUUUUCCUUUCUGUUUUAUUUCCUAAUUAAAAAUGAGGAGGAGGAAAGAAGUCCCUACUUCCUCCCCCAGCUCCCUCUCCUUCCCUGUGCACGCCCCAGCAUUCUGGGGCUAUUUAACAAUAGCAAUAGUUCUAGUGAAUGUGUGAAACCGAGAAACACUCUGUACUGUGUGUGGACCCGCAGUGACGGCCAGUAAAGUGGACUUAAUUCCCAAGUGUGUCGAGCCGGACACCGGGCCCUGAACAUGCUGCUUCCAUGUUCAGUCCCUUCCUUGCUUCUCACUUUCUCUCAGUUUUUCACCUUCCCUCCCCUACCCCCUUUCAGAUUUUCUGUCAUCCAAUAAUGUAAGACUAUCGUGUACGGGUUCCUUCAUUCUUUUCCAAAUCUUUUUCCCUUCAAAGGAAAAAAAUGUUCAGAGGUCCCUGUCUUUCUGUCCUCAUCUUCGGCCAAUAGCUAUCCCCUCUCUCAUGUGUUGGAUGCUCCUCACAUGCCGAGUUUCUAGCCUCUUCUGAAACUCAGCUGAGAGAGGACAGGGAGGCACCCUGGACCCUGGGCCUUGCAGCCUCCUACCCCACCUAUUACCCUAACCUCCCUCUUGGGAACUCCUCAGGGACAACUACUGCUGAGUUUGGGCGCACCCCAAGAUGGAGGCCAGGUAGCAAUCUACUGGCCUGAGAGGUGUGUGUGUGUGUGUGUGUGUGUGUGUGUGUGUGUGUGUGUGAGAGAGAGAGAGAGA
Messenger RNA from Eptesicus fuscus (big brown bat), 6867 nucleotides. It is a transcript of the gene BAZ2A, whose product is annotated as bromodomain adjacent to zinc finger domain 2A. Gene Ontology annotation, molecular function: DNA binding; protein binding. The transcript is spliced from 30 exons. The coding region runs from base 135 to 5837 and encodes 1900 amino acids. Lineage: Eukaryota; Metazoa; Chordata; Mammalia; Chiroptera; Vespertilionidae. Gene Ontology annotation, cellular component: rDNA heterochromatin. The record is from RefSeq and is a predicted model, not a curated record.